AUGGCAUCUGAAACAGACGAGCAGCUAAGGCUGGAUGAAACGCUGAAAACGUUCGAACUGCUGCAUGCGAGCCCACCAUCGACCACCAAAGCCACGUCCUUGAUCGCAAAGAAUCCGUUUCGAGCCGAGUUGGAAAGCAGCGGAGAAACGCGUGUGAAGGAUCGGCAGCUGAUACGAAAAAUAUUCGGCAACCGCUGUGAGUGUGGCGCCGAGCGUACACCAAUCUCCGCAGCAUCGGUGCUUCAUGGCAAGCACAGCGCUUCACUGCACAUCGAGCACAGCAUCCGCAACCAACCUGCCUUCAAGCACAAGCACCGCACCGAUCGGAAGACGAUCGUUCGCGAUUCCAUGCUGCGCAACAUCGGCAAGUGCGUGCACCAAAGCUUGCGGAAGAUGCACGAUGCGAAGACCUCGACCGGGGCAGCCGGUUCGCCGCUGAAACCGUCCCUAUCGGAGACCAAUCUCGCUAAAUGCUUUGCCAACGAGACAGGUGAUGAUUUGCUCGAUUUUAGGUUACUGAUCACACAGUGCAACGAGCUAUCGCUCGUACCAGGAGGUGAACUGUGCGCAUUGCGGCAGCAAGAGGACGAUACGCCCAACUUUUCGAACAACAGUUUCCGCGCGCUGCGGUCCACAGAUCUAACAUGGCAGCAGCUCAGCCGAACGUCGGCCAAUGCCAGGCACUAUCGCAAGCGUCAGUUGAAGAAAUCCAACAGUACCUCAUCGCUCGACAGCGACGGCAGCAGUGUAGAGGUUAGCUACAAGGGCACCAACACCCGAUGUGGAUCGUCGUGUGGUCCCGGAGGCCUUGAUUCGCAGGGUAGCAUCGCGAUCGACGGCGAAGGACUGGCGAUGGCGUCACUGUUGCCGGCCUUGCCUUCAGCUAGUGGGUUGUCCUCAUCUGGCUGCCAGUCCACUGCUUCCGGUGGCAACACGGGUGUACCAUCUGCUUCCUCGACUGCGGCAUCCUGCUCGCAACAGGCUCGUCUCAAUGCCAUGCCCUGCGAUGUGACGAUCGACGAGAUGGCCAGCUACUUCGAAACGCUCGUCUACAUCCCCAAAAAGAUGUCCACAAUGGCGGAGAUGAUGUAUAUUUAAGGUUCCCGCAAGGGUUGCGAUAAACGGCAGCAGGGAUACUGGCUCACCCAGGUUUUCUGUUCCAAAUUGUGGUAGCGGUAACAGUGUUUUUCGACGUCUACGGUAUUGUGUCCUGUACAUUUAUUUCAUUUUCUUUUUGGGUGUUAGUAUUGUACGUAUACAUUUCAAAGUAUCCUUAGGUACUUGCCAAACAUGCUAGUUGAAAGCGCAGCGUAACUAUGUGACAUUAUAUUACACAAAAUUAGGGAAUCUAUUCUGUUGGAAUGUACUUUACAUGUAGCUGAACCUACGUUUUUUAGGACUCGAAAAAAUGAGAGAAGCGGAAGAAGAAAAAUUGAACUCGUAAGUUAAAUUGCUAAAACCACAAACAUCAGUUAGCUUAAUUUCGCCUGUAUCCUUUUUGCGACUGAGAUGAAUUUUGUCGGAAGUAAGAACCGCGUAUUGUAAUGGGUGAUUACCAGGAAAAUACAACGUCCCCGAAUCGAACGACGGUUGGGAGUAGGUUAAGAUUUGUGACGGAACACCGAACAACCCGUUUAUAUCCACGUUCCACUACUGUCUGUCCUUAAAGAGGGAUCCCUGUAAAUAGAUGUAUUGUCCUUCGUUCGCUAAGUGGCCUCACGCAUGAUAUGCGUUCACGGGGGCUCCUAAGCGUGUGCUUGUGUGUAUGAGUGCAAGCUUUUACCAGUAGUAAAAUGUAAUCCUCUUUAUCCAGGCUCAUGGCCGAUCACAAAUGAUAAACUAGGUUUUACUUGGUGGACCACGAUUCAUCGCGCACCAUUGCCGAUCGUGAGAUCAUAAUUCUAGUGAAAAGUGUAUUUCAGGUACAACCAAUGAAUGGGAUAUAACAAAAUCAGCAACAAGAUAAACUAGUAUCCCCUUUCCCAUGUUUUAUGCCACACCAGUCAUAUUAUGUGCUGUAGUUAAUAUGUAUCUCGAAGCGCGGCUCAAACCAAGAAGAGAGAAUAAGCGAGUAACGAGAACAAACGAAAACUGAAAGUGUAGACCGAAUUUAUUCAUCGUUCUUCAUUUUGUAUUCAUUGUUUUAAUAAAUAAAGGAAACAUACGA
Messenger RNA from Anopheles nili, 2167 nucleotides. RefSeq lists its product as uncharacterized. Gene Ontology annotation, biological process: cellular response to hydrogen peroxide. The transcript has a single exon. The record is from RefSeq and is a predicted model, not a curated record. Bases 1 to 1098 code for a protein of 365 amino acids. NCBI's taxonomy places the organism in Eukaryota, Metazoa, Arthropoda, Insecta, Diptera, Culicidae.